AUGUCCCUUCACGCUCGCAACAGCUGAAAACAGAGAAGGAAACUUGCUAGAGCCUUUUUUACCAGCGCAGGAAGCCUCCCUGUCCCGCUCUCACCCCAGAAGCCCUCCCGUACUCCACUACUCUGGGGGGGUGGCUGUCCCACACCCGUCGGGCGAUGAACAUCGCAAGGAGAAGAGGCUUUUACAGACAGGAGGUGAACAACACGCUCUGGGAGCUGCCAAGGAAAUACACAUCCCUCCACCCGCUGGGGUCCGGGGCCUACGGCUCGGUGUGUUCAGCCAUAGACAAGAAGACGGGGGAGAAAGUGGCCAUCAAGAAACUCUGCCGCCCAUUCCAGUCAGAGAUCUUUGCCAAGAGAGCCUACAGAGAGCUGAUGCUGUUGAAGCACAUGCAACACGAGAAUGUCAUUGGGCUGCUUGAUGUCUUCACCUCCACUGCCUCCUACCAGGGGUUUCAGGACUUCUACCUGGUGAUGCCAUACAUGCGGACAGAUUUACAAAAGAUCAUGGGACAUGAAUUCAGUGACGAAAAGAUCCAGUACCUGGUCUACCAAAUGCUGAAAGGGCUGAAGUAUAUCCAUUCAGCUGGCAUCGUCCACAGGGACCUGAAGCCAAGUAACCUGGCUGUGAAUGAAGACUGUCAGCUGAAGAUCUUGGAUUUUGGCUUGGCCAGACAGGCUGAUGCUGAGAUGACUGGCUACGUGGUCACACGGUGGUACAGAGCCCCAGAAGUCAUCCUGAACUGGAUGCAUUACAACCAGACAGUGGAUAUCUGGUCUAUUGGCUGUAUCAUGGCAGAAAUGCUGACUGGGAAAACACUCUUUAAAGGAAAAGACUACCUGGAUCAACUGACCCAGAUCCUGAAAGUAAGAGGGCAUCCAGGAGAGGACUUCUUGGAGAAGCUGGAGGACAAAGCGGCUAAGAGUUAUAUCAAGUCCCUCCCUAAAAUCCCCAAGAAGGAUUUGUCUGUGCUUUUCCCUAAAGCAAAUCCUCAGGCCGUGGACCUGCUUGACAAGAUGUUGCAGCUGGAUGUGGAAAAGCGCCUUACAGCAACAGAGGCCUUGGCUCACCCCUACUUCGACCAGUUCCGAGAUGUCGAGGAGGAGACGGAGGCACAGCACUCCUAUGAUGAUUCUCUGGAACAUGAAAAGCUUUCAAUAGAGGAGUGGAAAAAGCAUAUUUACAAGGAGAUCUUGACCUUCAGUCCCAUUGCACGGAAGGAUUCAAAGAAGAGAAGUGGGAUGUCAUUAUAGCGACGGGUGCAGCUGUGGCUGGGACUCAGUUCUCCUUGAUGACAUGAAAUUCAUUCCACACUGCGUUGCUGGUGGCCGUUAUUUGGCCUGUGGGACCUCUCUCUGUGUGCCAACACAAGGAUGACACCAUGCUGUGGGCAUUGGACUUUGUUCUACUAAAGGGGAAGCACCCCAGACAGUUUUCAACAUAAAAGACAAAUAUAUUCUUGUUGAAAAUUUAAGUGAGAGAAUUUUACCUGGUGGUUUUAUUUUUUCCUUGUAUUUGUCCAUGUGAGAGAGGAGGGGUUUCAUUCUUUCUCAUUAAUCUUUUCAAACACAGGGUUUAGUACAUUAAUUAUGGAUGAGGUAAAGAGAAAGGUAAAAUUGACUGGGAAGCGAGUCCUAUGCAAAAGGAUCAGAAAUACUGAAAUUCAGCAUAACAAGGCCUUAUCCAAUCUCACUCUGACUGUGUCCUGCUUCCCUGAAUAGUCACAGAGCACCCAGCAGAGCAAGGCUGCUGGGAUGGUGUCCAGGGCACCAUGGGAUCAGCCUGUGUUCCGAACAGCUACAAACUCAUCCUAUACACAGAAUUCUGCUCAGAUGCUUCCUCUCCAAAGAGCCACUGCCUCUUUUUUUUUAUUUUUUCCCUGCUUAUUUAAUUGCCUGGGAUUUGAUCAGUGCUGUUUCCUCCUCACUGCCAGCAGCAAACGCAGCCCGGGAAUUCAAGGCCACCUCCCACAGUGACAGACUGGGUGUCCCAAGCAGCUGCACAAGUUAGUUUGAAUAUGGAUCAGCAGGAAGUUUUGCAGCCUGUGCUGAAACUGGAGUAUCUGCAGAUGCACGGCUUAUCAAUACAGUCACUUGAUAGUGCAGUGCUAGGCAGGCACAGCUGCUUGUUGUGAUAACACCUUUGGACUGCAACACGUUUUUCCCCAUGGUGAUCAGCCAAUCAUUCCAAAGUCUAUCCCAAGGGAUAUGUGCCAAGAGACAAGUGUCUUCUCUGUAUCAGAGCUCAGAGCACAGAGUCCCCAGGACUAGAGAAAAGUAUGGAGAUAUGUGACCUCAGUAAUACAUGCAGUGAGUCUCAACUCCCCCCUCUUCUGUAGCUGCUGACUUGGUUUGGUUUAGCCAGGUUGUUUGUUUUCAGUACUCUCUAAUUUUCUUCUUAAGUAAUGUUCAGUUUUGCUGUACAGUUUUCAGUUUUGCUCCCACAAGUAAGGGAAAACUGCAACAUUUCCAGAAUUUUCUGAUCUGUCUUCUCCACUGGGAACUGGACACAAUGAUGUCAUGUUUCUUGGCUGUCUCCCUGUUGCAGCUCACGGCAUGCAGCACUCGGGAUAACCCUCCAGUGACUGCAGCUUUUUGAUAGGAUGGUGUUGAUGUUUGCCUGCUGUAGCUGCACAGCUGGUCCAUGAUGAUAAGAUGUGGUUUCUCGUGGCUCAUAUCUGUCUGGGCCGUGUACAAGCCCUUGGCUUCACUCCUCUCUUAGGAAGGGACAGUGAGCACAGAACUGUGGUGAUGUGCCCUCAAUUCCCUGGAAAUUCAAUGUUUUCUUAUGCAGCACUUUUGUAAAGAGCUAGGCUGGGGGAUAAGCAGUAAUGUUCUGCUGACUCUGUCUUGAAAAACACAGCUUGAUGAGAUUUAGGGUUCAUCCUUUCCUUUUGCUAAGGAACAACUUGCAUUUUCCUUGAGUGGCAGAAGGGAGAAGUUCUUGCUGCAUCUGUCAAACUGCAGUUGGAAUACUGUCCUUAUGAAUCUGACUUGGCUGCCACAUGCCCUGCACAAUCUUGAACAGAGGUCAGAGAGGAGCUCUCUGCAGCUGCCAUUUACAUCUCAGAGAGCUGCAGAUGUUUAGAGCUGCCUGUGCCAGGGUAAAAUGAGGCUUGGUGGUUUGCAGGGGAGGGUCAUUGUCCAGGUGAGCGUUUGUGAGUGCACAGGGAGAUGUUUCAGGGCUGUGGGUGAGGCAGACUUGCCCUCCUGACUAUAUGCAACCCUGGACAUGGAGAGGCAGAGAAGAGUCUUAAAAGCUCAAUCUUGUAGAGAAAUUUGAGUACAUCUAUGGAGACCUUUAGAGUAGAGAGCUUUCUUUCAGAAAGUCAUCUCUAAAGUCAAAAUCAUCUGUUAAGGCAAAGAACCCAUUCAGACAGAACUCAUGAACCACCGUUAAUGGGAAUGUAGUGUAUGAUUUCUUAGUCAUCUUGCCCUCCUUCAGAAGGGGAUAGGUAGACUUGAAGCGUUUUCUGUCUCAGUAAUGAUGGCUGAGGGAGAAAACAUCUUCAUGAUAAAGGAAGGUACUGAGCAGUCUGCUGGUAGUUGAAAAGGGACUUGGAUAGCUUUAAAGAAUAAUUUAAUAUGCCCUUUGGGAAUUGUCUGUCUGAGCAGAGGACAAGCAUGAAGAGGCACUGGGGACAUGUGAUACAAAUAGGUGUGAGAAGAACAGUUGUGAGCAUAACCAAGUAGGGUACACAGAUUUUGCAAUCAUCAGUCUCACUUGUUUUAGGGGUAGCACAUACAGGCUCUUCAGCAUCAGUCUUUCUGCUGAGUAUACAUCCAGUUUCAGGGCCUGGGUUUCUGGGUUUCUGGGUUUCUUGGUAGGUUUACACUUACGCGGAAUGCUCUGAAAUUGCAAGAGCAAUCCCAACAGCUGCUGUGUGGGCUCCAUGCUCUGGUUUCAUUCAUUCAUCCACCAACCCCAUAUAGUGACAGUACACUGUCCAAAAGCAUUACCAAAUAUCCCAACAAAUGUGGAGAGCAGGUGCUCUGUAAGCCCAGAAACCCUGGAGGUGUAUGUAUAUUUGUUUUUUGUGGUAUGUAUCAUCCAAGAACUGAAAAUAGACAGUAGAAAAUGUAGCAGGUUGGUAGUGGAAAGAAUAUCUGUCUGUAAAGACCAACCAUCCCAGUGCUCCUACGGCAUCUGAGGACAUGUUUCAGUGAAGAGCUACCAGAAGGGAGAGGUGGGGGGAAAUUCUAUUGACAUUUCCUGAAAGGAGUUUGAAAAACACCUGCUUGACAGAGCCAGUGACUCAGGCCAAGGCUGGAAUCCUUCAAAAUCAGCACAAGAACGAGAGGGGGUGUGUGACCCUGACAGACACUGUGAGUCAAAGCAGAAAUUACCUCAUGCAGAGGUGCAGGCAGUGCCUGUUGGAUGACUCACACUGACACAUAAUUCAUGGACAUUCCUUUCAUUACAAGUAUAGUUUACAUACUUAAAAAUACAAAAUCAACUGAUAAAAAUUCCUCAGCCAUUAAGGGGUCCAAAAUUCCAUAAAUCUGGGCAGCCAAAAAUAUGUUUGCUGUUUGUAUUGAGGAUGUAUGAUAAAAAUUUACAUGGAUAUAUGGAUGGAAUUUUUCUGCCUUGAGUAACAUACAGAUGUCUAACUUGGAAUACUAUUUACUUGCUAGUCUUACAUUCAUUUCUGACUUCCAAGCAUCUUUUUUAAAUUUGGAAAAUAAAGCCUUCAGAAACAA
Corvus hawaiiensis (hawaiian crow) is the source of this 4700-nucleotide messenger RNA. RefSeq names its product mitogen-activated protein kinase 13 (gene MAPK13). The transcript has 12 exons. Gene Ontology annotation, cellular component: nucleus; cytoplasm. Gene Ontology annotation, biological process: MAPK cascade; protein phosphorylation. Bases 156 to 1253 code for a protein of 365 amino acids. Gene Ontology annotation, molecular function: ATP binding; MAP kinase activity. Lineage: Eukaryota; Metazoa; Chordata; Aves; Passeriformes; Corvidae. The record is from RefSeq and is a predicted model, not a curated record.